UCGACAUGCAGGGGCUGCUCAGGGAGGAGAGACAAGACAACAUCAGGCUGAACGGCUGGGAAGGGAAUCUGUCCCACCACAGGCCAACUCUACCCGCCCUGCUUCCUCUGCAAGGACUUGCUUUCGUCAGAAAGUUUGUUCGCUCUCCUCGCAUCUCCCCUCACCUCACCCUGCGCAAGUCUCGUCUGUUGUCUCUCUCCUCGCGCGCCAGGCAGCACCACCGUGCGUCAGAUGUGGGGCCUCCGCGCCUGCCGUGCGGCUCUCCUUGGAUGGCUAUUGAGACCUUAACGGAAAUUGAUGGCCAGUGAUACCUUGACGGAACACGACGCCUAUGGGGGAACGAUAGCUUGACGGAAGUCGAUGGGUAACGAUAGCUUGACGAAAGCCGAUGGAUAACGAUAGCUUGACGGAAGUCGAUGGAUAUCGAUAGAUUGGCGGAAGCCGAUGGAUUCUGAGUCGGAGCCGCUUCGUGUCAAGGCCGCGGGCUUUAAGGGGCGCCACUAUGUGAAGCUCUCGGCGCUCCGCAGGUCCCCCGAGCCCAAGCGGGCGUCAGGUAGUAUGGCGGAAGCUCCGCUGGUGCCGCGGACGGUCAGCGGAGGCGGUGGCGGCGGAGCAGUGGAUGGGGGGGGAGGAGGCGGGGGGUUGGCGGGAGCGGACAAAGAGGGCGAGCAGCAGUCGCGCAGCGGUUGCCCGUUUCUCGCGCCGAGCCUAGCGUUUCUGGUGGCUCGGCGGCGCGCGGUGGUGGUGUGCGCGUCGGCGCUGUGUGCGGGCGCGGCCGCAGGGCUCUUCUGCCUCGUCUACUACCUCCACGUCGCCGCCCUCCAGGCGUCGCUGUCAUCGCAGUGUGCACUGUGGGCGCAUGAGCUGGGCACCUCGCUGCAGGCAUCGCUGGGAGGGGUGCGGGCCCUGGGAGACACGCUCACAGUGCUGCAUGCGGCUGUGGAUCAGGCAUCCUUUGUGCGCCUCGUGGCUUCCACCGACUACACCCGCCCGCUGCUCGCAUUCCCCCUGCCGACCCCACUGUCUGCUGCAGCAGGGGUGGGGGGUGGGGCGGGGGCGAGUGGGUGGGGGCAAGGGACGACUGCCAUGGGGUACUCGCUCUCCCUGAAUCACUCCUCGCGCGCUCCCUUCCAGACCCUCGUCCUCAACGACUCCUGCAUCUGGAAUGCCAGCGGGGCGUGCAUGCCUCAGCAGCAGCUCUACCUGCCACUGCUCCACUACUCUCCCACCCUCGCUGUCUGCCUCUCUCACCUCGCCAGCAACAGCAGCAGCAGCAGCAGCAGCAGCAGCAGCAGCAGCAGCAGCAGCAGCAGCAGUGGCGUGGGGCCGGCUUACAUUGGCCUGGACAUGCUGGCUGUCCCCCAGCUGGGCCCCGCUGUUGCCGUCUCUGCGCAAUCCGCCCUCUCUCUCCGCCUGCCCUGCGCCCUCUCCCCGCCCUUCGCCCCUCUCUUCCCCUUCCCUGGCAACUCCACGUCCUUCCCCGACCCCGACCCCACGCCCACCACCACUGCCGCCUCCUUUGGCCUGCACACCACCCAACCAUGGUCGUUCCCCGCCAAUCCUUCCUCCUCGCCGUCCUUGGCUGCAGCAGCAACAGCAGCAGCUCAACCGUCUGUGGAGCAGCAGCAGAGAGCAGUGGUGGCAUCAGUGCCCGUGUACAGACAAGCCAUGCCACCCAACGCUAGUGCAGAUGAGGUGCAAGCAGCAGUGGUAGGGUUCGCCUUUGCGGUGGCUGACAUGCAGCUGGCCCUCUCUGAACUCGCGCAGACGCCAUCUAGCAUCAGCAGCUAUGGGCCGGCGUCUCUGCUGCUGCAGCUGCAGGACACCACGUCCCCCAGGGGCGCCCUCGUCGUCGCGCAGCACCCCCCGCCCCAGCCUCUGCCAUCCGCCCUGCCUGAAACGCCUUCCUCCUUCCCUGCAGCUCACCCCGUGCCUCUGCCUGCAGUGGGGCGCCAAUACACCCUGGCAUGCAGGUACCAGGAGCCGCCGUUCCCCUACAUGGCGGUGGUGUGGCCGUGUGUGGCGGUGGUGGGGGCGGCGCUGCUGGUGGCGGCGGUGUACGUGGUGGCGUACGAGGUGCGGCGCGUGGAGGGCGAGCUGCAGCGCAUGACGGCGCUCAAGGAGCAGAUGCGCGCCGCCAAGGUCGCCGCCGAGGCUGCCAGCCGUGCCAAGGGCACCUUCCUCGCCACCAUGAGCCACGAGAUCAGGACGCCCAUGAAUGGCGUCAUUGGCAUGCUGAACCUGCUGCUGCAGACGCCGCUGGACGCCACGCAGCUGGACUACGUGGAGACGGCGCGCACGAGCGGCAGGGCGCUCUGCUCGCUCAUCAACGACAUCCUCGACCUCUCCAAGAUCGAGGCGGGGCGGAUGGAGUUGGAGAGCAUGCGUGUGGACCUGAGGGCGGAGAUCGACGACGUGCUCAGCAUGUUUGUAGAGCGCACGCGCAAGAAGCCGCAGGUCGAGGUGGCCGCGCUCGUGCACGACACUGUGCCCACGUUUGUCCUGGGCGACGCGCUGCGGCUGCGGCAGGUGCUGAUCAACCUGCUGUCCAACAGCUGCAAGUUCACGGCGCGCGGCCACGUCUUCAUCACCGUGCGCACCGCCACGCCUCACGAGGACCUCGCGGUGGACGGCGCCCACUUCGCUGACGGCCGCUCCCUCGCCCGCGCCUCCCUCGCCGACACCGACCGCCCUGCUGCCAGCAGCGGUACUGCUGCCAGCAACGGUGCUGCUUCAAUUGCUGUUGCUUCGUCUGUUAGUGGUGUUGGUGCGGCAGGCUCUGGGUCCGAUUCCACCCCAGGUUUUGCCGUAGGUGUAAAUGCUACUGCACACGUGGUAGCAGGCACAGGCGCAGUUGGCAGCAUGGGUGUGAGAAUGGGUGGGGAGCCCAAGCUUUCAGUCCAUGCCCACUCAGACGGACAGCAGGGUGCACUACGGCCACCACUGCCCCCUCCGCAUGCUGGCUGCCCCCCUGCCUUGUGCGCCAACGGCACGCCUCUGCCUGCACGGUCUCCUCCUCCUUCCUCAGCGUGCCCGCCCCCUGUGGCGGGGCCACGAGCAGAGGUGCGCGCGGCCGCUGUGGCAGAGACGGGUGCAGUGGAAAAGGGCGCCACGGAUGGUGGGUGUGAAGUGGGACAUGCAGGGAGAGGGGAGGGGUGCAGAGAGGAGAGAAGCAAGGCAGGAGAAGGUGGCUCAGGUGCAUGGGAGGGCGAGGUGGAAAGGGAGAGGAAGGAGGGGUGUUCAAGCGAGGCGGGUGCAGAGGAGAUCAGUGAUGGGGGAUUAGCUGCUGCUGGCCGUGGCAGCCAAAGCAAUGCUGCCUGCACACUGGCUCAGGGCGCGAGUCAGAGCGAGGGUCGGAUGAGGGCGGAAGGCAAUGAGGGGCAGGGGCAGGGGCAGGGGCAGGGGCAGGGGCAGGGGCAGGGACAGGGUCCAAGGGGGCAGGAGCAGGGGGGGAGGGCGAGACGAGGGGAGUUUGCGACGCUGAGUGGCGUGGAGGCGGUGGAGAGCUGCAACAGCUGGCGCCGCAUCCACGCCCUCGUGCAGCGCGCACCCGGGGCAGGCGCACCCCCGGGCCACCUGCAGUGCACACCCACAGGGCAGGGGAGCGGCGGUGGGGCAGGGGCAGGGGUAGGGGGGGAAGGUGGAGGCGCAGCACGCAGUGGGACGGUUCGGCUGGUGGUGUCCGUUGAGGACACGGGGCAGGGCAUACCGUGGGCGGCGCAGCCUCGUCUGUUUCGGCCGUACGUGCAGGCGGACAUCAGCACCACGCGCACGCACGGGGGCACGGGCAUCGGGCUGUCCAUCUCGCAGCACCUCGUGGCACUUAUGGGCGGCAAGCUGGCGUUUGUGAGCCGGCCGGGCGUGGGCACCACCUUCUUCUUCGACAUGACCCUGCCGUUUGAGAACCCCCCCGACCCCUCUCAUCACGCCCCUGCCGCUGCUGCCACCAAGAGGCGAAGUGCUCCCCCACAUGCCUCGCGAGUCUCCGACCUUCAGGGCUGCACGGCAGUGGUGCUGGACGACCGGCCUGUGAGGCGCGCCGUGACCACCAGCUAUCUGCGGCGCCUCAAGCUCAACGUGCUCCCGGCCGAUCGCUGGGAGGACAUCCCCCCGCUCGCCGCCCUCGCGCUGCCACCAUCCCCAUCUCCCAUGCCUGCUGCUGCACUUUCCCUUCCACGUGCCUCAACCUCGUCUGACCAAAUGCCAUUGCCUGGCACGCCGUCACCUCCACUGCCAGGUGCAGUGCCAGGUGUGCCUCCUUACUCUGAUGCAGGACUAUCUGUUGCAGCACGCUCUCCUACCUCUCUUCCUCCCCUUAACGUCUCUGCCGUUGGUGCUCCUGCAACAGCAGCUGCCGUUCCUGCUGCAACAGCUACGGCAGGCCCAGCAGGUCCGGCGGGCACAGCAGCAGGCACAGCCGCAGGCAGUGCGGGUGGGCCCCCUGCAGUGGGUGCGGCGCCCAGCCCCUUCCUGCUGGUGGACGCGGAGACUCUCGCCCGCCAUGCCCGUGCCUGGCGCCGCUCGCUGCCCGGCCCCCCCACAGGGAGGGCAGCGGAAGGGCGAGCCGAGAGGGCAGAGCAUGGGGUGCGUAUGGAAGACACGGGCGUCAGCACAAGGGGUGAGCGGGAUGGUGGGGAGCCGGUGGGUGAUGCUACAGGUGCAGGUGCAGGUGUGGGCAGUGGUGUGGCAGGUAGGGGAGAGCGCACGCUGCCCAUUUUGCUGCCAUCAGGUGAACUGAUGCCCGUCUACUCCGCCUCUGCGUGGAGAUCAGGGGAGCUCACGCCCCAGUCCCCAGAGACCCUCCUAGCCUCUGAGUGGGCUGCCACACCCCCCUUCAGUGCGUAUUCGCACGCCAACCCGCACACUCCUGGUGGCGGCGCGGGCAGCCCUGGUGGCAGCAGCACUGCUGGCAGUGGCGCCAUGAGAGGUGGGGGCGAGGGAGGCAGCGGCGUGCUGACGAGCGCUGCUGCCAUGGCCACUGCUGCCGCCUUCUGGACCAGCCGACAGCAGCCACAGCAGCAAGGGCUGGAGGGACAGCAGCCACAACAGCAAGAGUUGGGGGGUCAGCAGCAACAGCAACAAGAGUUGGGGGGUCAGCAGCAACAGCAGCAAGGAUUGGCAGGACAGCAGCAGCAGCAGCAAGAGUUGGGGGAACAGCAGCAGCAGCAACAAGUGUUGGGGGAACCGCAGGAGCAACAACAACUGAAGCACUCUCUUCCAGUGGUGGCGUUGCAGCAGGAAGUUGGAGUGAGGGAUAGGGUUGAUGAGGCACAGAUUGAUGCAGCAGUGGGUGGAGGCAGUGCCCCAGCCAGUGCAGCCUCCAUGUGCAUGAUCACACACACGGGUACACACACAGGCACAGGCCUGGGCACGGGCAUGGGCGAGAGCGUGGGCGAAGGUACGGGCAUGGGCAUGGGCGUGGGCAUGGGCAUGGGCAUAGGCAUGGGCAUGGGCAUGGGCAUGUGCAUGGGCGCGGGCAUGGGCAUGGGCAUGGGCGUGGGCAUGGGUGUGGGCGUGGGCGCGGGUAUGGGUGCAUGGCGCAUGGUGCUGCUGGUGCGCGACCCUUGCAUGGAGAGCCUGGCCUCGCAGGCUGGCUUCCAUGCCACGCUGCUCAAACCCAUCCGCCGUGCCGCUCUCGUGGGCGCGCUGCUGCAGGCCGCUAAGCAUAGCAGCGGGGACGGCAGCAGCAGCAGCAGCGCACAGGGGCUGGAGGGAGGGCAGGGCACCAUGGCCAGACGAGGGCAAGGAAAAACUGGUGGAAGGGGAGAGGCGGGAGUUUUUAGUCCCGAGAAUUAUAGGGGCGCGGCGGAAGGGGAGCCAGAGUACGGGUUUUUGGCGGAUAAUGGGAUAGAGGACGGUGGUGGUGCAGGUCCGGGUGAAGGAGAGACAUUCGAUUUUGGAGUAUCUGUGCAGUCUGACAGGUUUCAAGUUGUCCCCUUGGCUCUCUCUCCUGUCACGGAGAGGAGUGCAAUCAAGGAGAAGCAGUGGAGAGAAGUGGAGGACAGACAAAGUAGUUGUGGCGAGAGGAGAGUGGUGGUGGAUGGCAGGUCUGGCAGCAGGAGGCAAGGCAGUGGGGGUUUGCUGAGUCCCAAGGCGAGGGGGAUGGGGGAGGGUGGGCGGCAGACGCUGACUCAGAUGCUUACUGCAGUGCUGCAUGGGAAGCACUUCCUUGUGGUGGACGACAACAUGGUGAAUCGCAAGGUGAUCGCCAAGAUGCUGGAGCGCUACAAGGUGCACGUGGUGGCCGUGGUGGGCGGCGCACUGGCCGUGGCCAAGAUCGUGCCGGGCCAUGCCUUCCACUGCGUCCUCAUGGACGUCCAGAUGCCUGGAAUGGACGGAUUUGAAGCCACGAGACAAAUCCGCAGACAAGAGGCCAACUACAGUCUUCCCCAGACUCCAAUAUUUGCUCUCACAGCUGACAUCUUCGCAGGGACUCGGGAGAAGUGUAUUGAGUCAGGCAUGAAUGGCUUCCUGUCGAAGCCUAUAGAGGAGGAGCAGCUGUGGAACGUCAUCUACAAGUACUGCUAUUCAACAGACUCUCCGUUUGUGGAAACAUCUCUGUCAAUCAACCCACCAUUUUGAAAGUGCCUGCACUGCACUAUGUGUCAAAAUAUAUAUUUAAAUAUACCUUUGUAUAGGCUUGGUAGUUGUGCUACUUACUGAAUCCUACUGUAGAGGGGACAACCCCCCUUCUUGUAUCUCCUCUUUCCUAGUUCACUCUCUU
Messenger RNA from Closterium sp. NIES-67, 6724 nucleotides. NCBI's taxonomy places the organism in Eukaryota, Viridiplantae, Streptophyta, Zygnematophyceae, Desmidiales, Closteriaceae. The record is from the annotation of a GenBank genome assembly.